AGAGGUGUUCGAAGCCGGGUGGUGCGUGGGCUACCCCAACCUGUGUGGCUGGGCCGCGGUCUCCCCUCAAGGGCCUGGGGCCGUGCCUCGGGUGUACGCGUAGGGGUCUGUGUGCUGGGGGUGGCUCACCGGGCAGCGUGGGUGAGCGGCGCAGCGGCGGCAGCGGAGAGCGAGAGAGGGGAGCAGGCUUCUAACCCUCCUUUAUGUGACUCAGAGAAAGGAGACCUCAUUCCAAGUUCCAGGAUUAAUUCUGAUGAAAGUAUUCUGUCUCAUGCAUCUAAUACUUUACUUGUGAAUGAAGAUUCAUUAUGAGGUGCUAUACGUGGAUGACCUGCUUAGUUUUAAUUUUUGGAGAAAUACAUUUUAUAAAACAUUUUCAUCAGAUUGCUAAAAUUGUGAGUAAUGGUAAUGAUACCAUGAUUAUAUUCUGGUUAAUUUAAUACCUUUCCUUUUUACAAUAUGUUUCUGUCUAAAUAUAUAUUUUUUAGUGUCAUUACCUACUGAGUUUCUGUGAAAAGAAUUUCCUUUGCCUGUUAAAACAAUCGUUGAAAUUAAUGUUUUUACUGUUUUUUUCUUUGACAAUUUUUUGAAUUUUCUUUUUGAAGGUGUUAGCACUAGUUUCCAGAAGGUAAAGCACAGAUAUAGAUGACUACUUAAAGCAAAUGACCUUAGAAAAUGCCCUUAAGAUUAAUGUUUAACAUAUAGUUUAAUAUGUAUAGCUAUUUUUAUUUUAGAAGUGGGAAAGGAUUGUUUUCCUGUAAUGAAGUCCAUCUUGUAUUACUGAGUCAAGGAAACUAUAAUCAACAUUUGGGUGCCACUUGAAGAAUGGAUGAUGAUGAUUUUGGUGGUUUUGAGGCUGCGGAGACUUUUGAUGGUGGAAGUGGUGAAACCCAAACAACAUCUCCUGCUAUUCCUUGGGCUGCCUUUCCUGCAGUAUCUGGAGUCCAUCUUUCACCAUCUUCUCCUGAGAUUGUACUGGACCGUGACCACUCUUCUUCCAUUGGCUGCCUCUCUUCUGAUGCCAUUAUUUCAUCACCAGAGAAUACACAUGCAGCAAAUAGCAUUAUUCAGCAAUCAACACACACUCAUCUGGAUAUCUCACUUUUUCCAUUGGGUUUAACUGAUGAAAAAAGUAAUGGAACAAUUGCCCUUGUGGAUGAUUCUGAGGAUCCUGGAGCCAAUGUAUCUAACAUACAGCUUCAGCAAAAAAUUUCAAGUCUGGAGAUUAAACUCAAAGUAUCUGAAGAAGAAAAACAGAGAAUUAAACAGGAUGUGGAAUCAUUGAUGGAAAAGCAUAAUGUCUUAGAAAAAGGCUUUCUAAAAGAAAAAGAGCAAGAGGCCAUUUCUUUUCAAGAUAGAUACAAAGAACUUCAGGAAAAACAUAAACAAGAAUUGGAAGACAUGAGGAAAGCUGGUCACGAAGCCCUCAGCAUUAUUGUGGAUGAAUAUAAGGCACUACUGCAGUCUUCAGUUAAGCAACAAGUAGAAGCUAUUGAAAAACAGUACAUUUCUGCAAUUGAGAAACAGGCACACAAGUGUGAGGAGUUGCUAAAUGCUCAGCAUCAGAGGCUCCUUGAAAUGCUAGAUACAGAGAAGGAACUGUUAAAAGAAAAAAUAAAGGAAGCUUUGAUUCAGCAAUCUCAAGAACAGAAGGAAAUAUUGGAAAAGUGUUUGGAGGAAGAAAGGCAAAGAAAUAAAGAGGCAUUAGUAUCCGCUGCAAAGCUUGAAAAAGAAGCAGUGAAGGAUGCAGUUUUAAAAGUCGUAGAAGAAGAAAGAAAAAAUUUAGAAAAAGCGCAUGCUGAAGAAAGGGAAUUAUGGAAGACAGAACAUGCAAAAGAUCAAGAAAAAGUAUCUCAGGAAAUUCAAAAAGCUAUACAAGAACAAAGAAAAAUAAGUCAGGAAACUGUUAAGGCAGCAAUAAUAGAAGAGCAGAAACGAAGUGAAAAGGCUGUGGAAGAGGCAGUGAAAAGAACAAGAGAUGAAUUGAUAGAGUAUAUAAAAGAACAGAAAAGGCUCGAUCAAGUCAUCCGCCAAAGAAGCCUGUCCAGUUUGGAACUGUUCCUCUCCUGUGCACAGAAACAGUUAAGUGCUUUAAUAGCUACGGAACCAGUUGACAUUGAAUAAAAAGAACAUGACAAACCCACACUGGCAUUGGAUAAAUCAUAUUACACCUUCAAAAUACACACUCUGAAUUAUAAAGAUGUGUUUGUUUUCUUUCCAAAUCAUGUAGAAUUGAUUUCCAGUUCAAGGAUAAACCAAAACAAUAUUUAGAACUAUCAAGUGAUCUAAUUUAUUUUCUUUUGGUUUCUUCUUUACAUUUACUGUUAUUUUAUUAUUAUUAGUAGUAGCAGCAACAGAGUAUGAUAUGACCCAAAAGCCAUUGUAAAGUGCCACAUUACCAAAAUUAAUUAAGUAAACUUUAUAGCCUGUGGGAGUCUAUUAUAUAUUAUUUUGCAAAAGUAGUAAAUAUAUUAUUGUUUCAUGAUGACUCUUGAUGAGAUGCUAGAAUGUAACCAUACAUUUAUCUUAUUUUGAGGAUAGAAAUAGCAUGGAUUUCAACAUCACUUAUUUAUCUGUAUAAUUGGAAAUAAAACACCGAUAUGAUAGAGAAUCAUUCCGGCAUUACCUAACCUCUUCUGCAGUUGGAUCUAUGUAUUUUCAUUGGUCUACUGAAAACAAACAAUACAAUUAAAAGCACUAAAGAUUAUUAUAUUAAUUCAACUUUGAUCUGAUAUAUCACUUAAACUAAAGGGGUGUGUGUGGUGUAUGCUUGUUUCCUAUUUCUGCUCUUUAAAGAUACUUUGAAUCAAUAAAACCAUUAGUCUACAAAUCAAAUUGUGAACUUAAUCUCUAGAAAGAGAAUAUAACUCAGCCAUUUAUAGGAAUUUAGGUUCAAGUACAGGAUAUAUGAAAUCUUUUCCCAGUAUUUCAGAAUGUACUUAAUUCACAGGCAGGAUGCUUCAAUGCAAAAUCAUGAAUAUUUUUAAUUCAAAACUAAAAUGUCAUUAAUAUGUAUGUAUGCAAAUGUUUUAUCUUAUUUUCUGAAAUGCAUCUACUUUCAUGGGCUUUGUACGUUUCUGAGAUUUCUCAGUGUAAUAAAAAGAGCUCCCAAACUUA
Messenger RNA from Homo sapiens (human), 3117 nucleotides. RefSeq names its product coiled-coil domain containing 91 (gene CCDC91). Gene Ontology annotation, molecular function: identical protein binding. NCBI's taxonomy places the organism in Eukaryota, Metazoa, Chordata, Mammalia, Primates, Hominidae. Gene Ontology annotation, cellular component: Golgi apparatus; cytosol; membrane. The transcript is spliced from 16 exons. Gene Ontology annotation, biological process: Golgi vesicle transport. Bases 826 to 2124 code for a protein of 432 amino acids. The record is from RefSeq and is a predicted model, not a curated record.